This is a messenger RNA of Oryzias melastigma (Indian medaka), 5020 nucleotides long. It is a transcript of the gene ccdc186, whose product is annotated as coiled-coil domain-containing protein 186. Bases 341 to 3241 code for a protein of 966 amino acids. NCBI's taxonomy places the organism in Eukaryota, Metazoa, Chordata, Actinopteri, Beloniformes, Adrianichthyidae. The record is from RefSeq and is a predicted model, not a curated record. Gene Ontology annotation, cellular component: trans-Golgi network. Gene Ontology annotation, biological process: vesicle cytoskeletal trafficking. The transcript is spliced from 16 exons. Gene Ontology annotation, molecular function: small GTPase binding.
UCUACUUUCUUUUUUGGGGACAAGUUGUCUACCGAGUAUUUCUGGUAUGAGUCGGAAACAUUUUGCAUGGUUUCUGGCUUCUGGAAAGUCAAGCGUACCUGUCGUGUGCUGACGUCACUCUUACGUAACGCCCAUUCCAGCGUUCAUUGGGCUGUAUCGGCUCACCGUCUGUCCUGCAGUGGCCAUAUUUGUUGAUGUGUCAUAUCCUCAUUUCGGAGCGACUCUCUGGUCGAUCAGCUGGUCAAACAAGGAGUUUCAAGUUCACUCCUCUUCUGAUUUGACUCUACGCGACAAUAAAAACAAUGGAUUUAAGGAAUUAGGUUUGAAGCACAGAGGGACCAUGGAGCAACCAGGUCCUUCCACAGAUCCUCAGAAGAUGGACGGAUUAGAAGUCAGGAAGGAAUCUGUGGAUCAGCUGGACAACAGAUCAGAAGAGAAGGACGAUAUAUCUCUGUGUGGUGAAGAAAACAGUUUGAAUCUAAAAGAAGAUGAAUCAACUAUAAACAACGAGCACGGAGCUGGAAGAGAAGAGCCGGUUUCUAACACGUGUGGCAACAGUACUGUUUUCUCUGGGAGUGAGGGACCCUCCCCGGUUGUUUCUGAUGGAGUUUCUGUCACGUUGGCAACGCCUCAAGAUGUUGUGGAAAGUGCUCCACCUUCAGAAACAAUUGAAACCUCAUUGACUAAUCAAGCAGCCGAUUCAAACGACAGCGAACAGCCGUCCCUCUCGGUUUCUAGUUCAUCCGAGCCGUCGCCCGUCGACAGCAGCGAUUCAUCCGGGAGUCCCUCAUCUGUCCAAAGCACUUCCAAAAACUCAUUUACCGACUCCUCCACCACCUCUGGGAUCUGUAACGGGUCCUCCACCCCCAGCUCGCCCGCUUCCACUCCGCACACUCGGCCCGACCAUUUGCAUUCCGCGUCGAGCCCCUUCGACACCGAUUGUAGCCGAAAGCUCAUCUCCCAGAUCCAGCGAACGCUGUCGCAAGAAUCGCUGCUGGACGAGCUGGAGUCGGAGUUGUUGAACUGCCAGCUGCUCGAAGGGGUCGGAGAGAGAAAGAGGAAAGGAAGUCCGCCCGUGAAUGGACUCCCCGCGGACCAGAAGGGCUGCAUGGUGACCUUUGAGAAGUGCGUGCAGGACAAGUGCACCAAGCAGGAGAAAGCUAUUCAGAGGUUGCUCGAGGAGAACAAGAGACAUCAAGAGCUGAUCCUUGGUAUCUGCUCGGAGAAGGACAACAUGAGGGAGGAGAUCAAGAAGAGGGCCGAAACGGAAAAGCAGCACAUCGCCACCAUUAAAAAGUUGGAGGGCAGGUUGGAGGAGCUGCUGAAAGAGCUGAAGGAUUCCCGAGAAACUCUGAUCCACCAGGAGCAGACGGCUAAAGCGAACCUCCAGCACAUGCAGAGGGAGAUGACUUGCCGCAUUGAGCAGGUGAACAGGAAAUGUGACGAAGCACGCCAAGAAAAGGAGACCAUGGUGAUGAAGUAUGUGCGGGGAGAGAAGGAGGCGCUGGACCUGAGGAGGGACAAGGAAAGUUUAGAGAAGAGGCUGAGGGAGGCCGUCAAGGAGGUGGACCGCCAGGCUCUCCGGGGAAACCAGCUGGCUCAGGAGAAAGGACGACUGCAGCAGCUGUUUGAGAACAAGGAAGGUGAAGUCGGCCGAUUGACUCGCGAGGUGGAAAAACUGAAGGAGGAGAUCAACUCCCAUCUUAUCAAGGUCAAAUGGGCCCAGAACAAACUGAAGAGUGAAGCAGACGCUCACAAGGAAACUAAAGAUAAACUGAGAGAAACGACCUCCAAGUUGGCUCAGGCUAAAGAGGAGACCGAGCAGAUCCGCAAAAACUGCCAAGACAUGAUCAGAACUUAUCAGGAAUCAGAGGACCUCCGAUCAAACGAGCUGGACGCUAAACUACGACAGACCAAAGGAGAGCUGGAGAAACACAUACAGGAGCAAACAGACCAAUUAGAGGUGCAGCGUAUGAAGGAAAAGGAGCUGGAGGACUUGAAGAAGAGUUACAAAGAAAGCAUGGAUGAAUUGGAGACUCUUCGCACCAAACUAAAGUGCCUGGAGGACGAGCGACCACGGUGGGAGGACGAGCUGACCAAAUAUAGGGAGAUCAUCAACCGGCAGAAAGCGGAGAUCGGCCGGCAGAGAGACAAACUGGAGGAGGUCACUGCACUCGAGGAGCAGCAUCAGCGCGACGCCGGUGAAAUCGCGUCUCUCCGCGAGGAGGUCGGCAGCCUGACUGCUCAGAUGGCCGACCUGCAGCGGGAUGUUCAGGGAAGCCGAGAGCGAGAAGCAGAGCUGCUGGGCUUCACCGAGAAGCUGAGCAGCAAGAACGCCCAGCUGCAGUCGGAGAGCAACGCGCUGCAGUCCCAGCUGGACCAGCUCAGCGGCAACUUCACCGAACUCCAGGCCAAGCUGGAGGAGACGAGCAGGCUGCUCGAUGACAAGUCGCGACAGCUGAAACGGGAGGAGGCGCUGAGGCAGCAGGAGGUGCAGGGUCUGCAGGAGGAGCGGGGAGCGCUGCAGGCGGAGGUGAACCAGCUCAAAACCAGAGUAGAGGAGCUGAGGGACGAGCUGGUGACCCAGAAACGGAAACAAGCUGCUAACAUAAAGGACCUCACGAAACAACUCAUCCAAGCUCGAAAAAAGUUGGAGCAUGUUGAGAACGGCGGAUGUGACAGAGAUGCCAGCAGCAUGGGUAGUCGCUCCAGCUCCUCAGGCUCCUUGAACGCUCGCCACGGCGGGACCCCUGGUGGAGAUGACAGCUCGUCAGCUCCUUCCGUGGUGGUUGCAGACAGCUUCCCAGAGGUGGACAAGACCGUGCUCGUCGAUCGCAUCGUGCGUCUCCAAAAGGCCCUAGCUCGAAAGCAGGAAAAAAUAGAGUUCAUGGAGGAUCAUAUCAAGCAGCUGGUGGAGGAGAUCCGCAAAAAAACAAAAAUUAUCCAGAGCUAUGUGCUUAGAGAAGAGUCAGGGGCCCUUUCCUCAGAGGCGUCCGAUAUCAACAAGGCGCACCUCAGCCGGCGGGGGGGGAUCAUGGCUUCGCUGUACACCUCCCACCCGGCCGACAGUGGACUGACCCUGGACCUGUCGCUGGAGAUUAACCGGAAACUGCAGGCCGUGUUGGAGGACACGCUGCUGAAGAAUAUUACUCUGAAGGAGAAUCUACAGACUUUGGGGACGGAGAUUGAAAGACUGAUCAAGCAGCAGCGGGAUCCUGAGGAUGGGGCCAGAAGAAAGUGACAUGAAGAACCUCUUGAAGACUCUGAAGCUGUGACUUACUUUCCAGACAUAUGAAGGAACAUCAAUCGUCACGAGUGGAAGGGAAGUGGGGCGUUUGGCGCCUUGAAGUUCCUGCCCGUUUGAAGGGAGAGUCCGAUCUCCAGCUUUUCUGUCCGUUCACUCCGUCGCUGUCUACCAUCGCCAAGCGCACCUUUGGUUGUAAAUUCAUUUGUGACCUUUUAUUUGUGCAAAUUCUGCCUGGGAAAAAAGUGAUUUUGCCAGUAAAUUUAUCUUUCUGAAAAGACAAAAAAAAAGAUGGUGCCAGCAUGUUUGUCCAUCCGCCAAAAAAGCCAAAUGUAUUCUUGAAGGACCGCUGCUUUAGUCAAACUGCUCCACAUUUUAGUUUUUUUUUUCUCUGCAAAGCACUUAUGGAUGCUUUUUCCUCAGCAGACCCUUCUGUCUGCGGGACACAGGUGCUUGACUUCAGGGCAAAAGCAAAACGCCAUCAGGCAGGAAGUAAACUCCUGAGAGUAAAUCCACAUCCUGUCAUGGAAAAAUGAAAUGUAGAGCUGGUCUUUAGCAACACUGAAUGUAUUUUUGUUUCUUUUUUUAUUUUAUUUUCAUACGGAUAAAGCAUUUUAUUUUUUCCUGUACGAUGUAUUUUCUAUAUAGUUUUAUUUUAAUUUAAAAAAAUAAUUAUUUUCAUGAAAAUUCGGCCUUAAAAAUGCUUUUUAUGAAGUGAAGAAUUCAUUCAUCCAGUCUGGUUAAUGUGGCAUUAUUGUUAUUCUAUUAUUUUUGCACCAUUUAUUUUUAUUUUUUACCCUUUUUUUCUUUUAUUUUGGUAGUGACAGGAAGUUGUGAAUCAGUUGAAGGAGAUCAGUAGCUCAGGAAACACUGGAAAAAUAUCCAGGGACAAAGUGCAAUUUUUUUAAGUUUCUUUUGAUCCAGAUUCCUCCGUGUGCCAUUAUUUUGCUUUUUAUUUUUUAUUUUUUUAAGACUUCUGAUCAUAUUUCAUAUGUAAAAUCCAUUUGUUUCAUGAGAUUUACUUGUGAGGUACACGAUGCAGCUUUUGUCCUUCCAAAUACUUUAUUACUUGUCAGUACAGCAGAAAAGGAGAAUCUAGUAUUCCUUCCAUCCUCGUUUCCGGUUGUCCAGAUUCCUCACUCACCUUGAGGUUUUCCCAAAAUGAGCCUCUACGUGAAUAAGGAUGAAAGUCACAGAUGAGGUCAAACUCGCUGCAGGGAUUGUAGGAUCUCUGACAUUUAGAAAACCUUAAGUUUUUCUUAAAAUUGAAACCAAUUAUACUUUUUGUAGGAAAAAAUAAUGUCAACCAAUGGUCUCAAAAAGUAGCUUUUUCAUCAUAAACUGAGUUGCUUUCUGCAAAAAAAAGAGCUAUAUUCAUGUUCCAUGUUGCAGAAGUGCAGCCUAUGCAACAUCCCGGCAUGGGAAACUCGAUCCCUGUAAUCCUCAUGCAUGCUCCUUCAGGUUUGUGCUACCUAAAAAGAUUUAACUACUUGAUCCUGCAGCUGAAUUACUCAAAUCUUGCGCCUCAGAGUGAUAAUACGAAGAAAUGAUGUUCAUUGUGUGAACAGGCCGACCCUGUAAAAGUGAAAUCUGUGGUUUCCCGGCUGUGCAAAGCAUCCCGUUUGCUCUAUUAUUGUGUGAAAUCUUCAAACUGUGAUUUAAUAUACAUGUGUACAUACAUCGUCCUGUAUUAUAAGAUGUUUUAAGAAGAAUUCCUGAUUCUGUUUGUACAUAUGGUGUUUCUGGGGAAUAAAAAAUAAACAAAUCUUAAAUUAA